CGAGCCGACAAGGUCACUAAGCGGUCUUAUCCUCAAGAACAAUGUCAAGGCUCACUUCCACAACUUCCCCCAGAGGUCACAGAGUUCAUCAAGACGGAAUGUCUGGCCAACAUCGGCGACCCUUCACCCCUCAUCAGGGCGACCAUUGGCAUCCUCAUCACUACCAUAGCGACCAGGGGUGAUCUCCAGAACUGGCCCACCCUCCUCCCAACGCUGUGCCAACUCCUCGACUCAGAAGACUACAACACUUGUGAGGGAUCAUUUGGGGCCUUGCAGAAGAUCUGUGAGGAUUCGGCUGACAUCCUGGAUAGCGACGCUCUCGAUCGCCCACUCAACUUUCUCAUUCCAAAACUGCUGGAUUACUUCAAGCAUGCCUCCCCCAAGAUCAGGUCACAUGCCAUUGCGUGUGUUAACCAGUUCAUCAUUAGCAAGACACAGGCCCUGAUGUUACAUAUAGAUCCCUUCAUGAAUAACCUAUUUGCGUUAGCAUCAGACGAAGACACAGAGGUACGGAAGAAUGUAUGCAGAGCAUUGGUGAUGCUCCUGGAAGUGAGACUAGACAGGCUCAUCCCACACAUGCAGAACAUCAUUGAGUACAUUCUCUUAAGGACCCAGGAUGGUGAUGAGGCCGUUGCCUUGGAAGCCUGUGAGUUCUGGUUGACAUUGGCAGAGCAGAGCAUCUGUAAAGACAUCCUAGCUCCUCACUUACCAAGGUUAAUUCCGAUCUUGAUCAAGGGGAUGAAGUACUCUGAGAUCGAUAUCAUUUUGUUGAAAGGCGAUGUGGAGGAGGACGAGAUGAUCCCGGACAAUGAACAAGAUAUCAAACCAAGAUUCCACAAGUCCAAGACACACGCCCAGCAACAUUCAUUCGAAGAUGAAGAGGGCGAUUCAGCAUCGGACUAUGGCAUGGACGAUGAUGAUGCACUAUCAGACUGGAAUCUUAGGAAAUGUUCAGCAGCUGCCCUGGACAUGCUUGCCAAUGUCUUCAGGGAUGAGCUGAUGCCUGUCCUUCUCCCGAUCCUUAAAGAAACACUCUUCAGUACAGACUGGGAAGUGAAGGAGUCUGGUAUCCUAGUGCUAGGGGCCAUCGCAGAAGGUGUUACAUUUGGUUUUGAUUCAGGUUGCGUGAAUGCGAUGAGCAUGCAUUUGCCUGAGUUGGUACCUUACCUGAUCGACUGCCUGUCUGAGAAGAAAGCCCUGGUACGGUCCAUCACCUGCUGGACGCUCAGCCGCUACUCUCACUGGGUCAUCAACCAGCCACACCAUCUCUACUUCCAAAGACUCAUGCAAGAGCUUCUGAGGAGAAUCUUGGACAGCAACAAGCGAGUGCAGGAGGCUGCGUGCAGUGCGUUUGCAACCCUGGAGGAAGAGGCAUGCACGGAGCUGGUGCCAUACCUACCCAACAUCCUGGAGACAUUGGUGUAUGCAUUCAGUAAAUACCAGCACAAGAACCUGCUGAUCCUCUAUGAUGCCAUCGGCACUCUGGCGGACUCUGUAGGCCAUCAUCUCAACAAGGAGGAGCAUAUAGCAAUCUUGAUGCCACCUCUCAUCGCCAAGUGGAACUCGUUGAAGGAUGAAGACAAGGAUCUGUUCCCUCUCCUAGAGUGUCUGUCAUCAGUAGCCACAGCACUCCAGUCAGGUUUCCUGCCCUACAGCGAGCCUGUGUUCCAGAGAUGUGUGUCCCUAACACAGAAGACGCUGGAACAAAUCAUGGCAUCCAACGCCAACCCGGAGAUUGAGCCUCCCGAUAAGGACUUCAUGAUCGUAGCCCUGGACCUGUUGAGUGGACUGGCUGAAGGUCUAGAAGGCCACAUAUCACAGCAUGUGGCUAACAGCAACAUCAUGGUCCUACUCUAUCAAUGUAUGCAGGACAAGAUGCCUGAGGUUAGGCAGAGUUCAUUUGCUCUGCUUGGUGAUCUUACUAAGGCUUGCUUUGAGCUGGUCAAACCAUGCAUCAAUGACUUUCUACCAAUCCUGAGUCAGAAUCUCAACCCAGAGUUCAUCUCGGUUUGCAACAAUGCAACCUGGGCUAUAGGAGAAAUCUCUAUUCAGAUGGGUAAGUCUGGGAAGAUUGGUCCUGCCAUGGAGUCGUUCAUUCCCGAGGUGUUGACACAGCUAACAGAGAUCAUCAACAGACCAAACACUCCCAAGACACUCCUAGAAAACACGGCUAUCACGAUAGGGCGGCUUGGCUUGGUAUGUCCUGCGGCAGUGGCCCCCAUGCUUCCGCAGUUUAUCCGACAGUGGUGUACAUCGUUACGUAACAUUCGUGAUAACGAAGAGAAAGACUCAGCAUUCCGAGGUAUCUGUGCCAUGAUCGCCAUCAACCCAUCUGGCGUAGUGCAGGAUUUCAUCUUUUUCUGUGACGCAGUGGCAUCGUGGCAGAACCCAAAGCCAAACUUGAAGGAGAUGUUUGCCAAGAUCUUACAUGGGUUCAAGAACCAGGUUGGUGAAGAGCAAUGGCAGCCAUUCUCGGCUCAAUUCCCACCUCCUCUCAGGCAGAGACUAGCCAUGCAGUACAACCUUUAACAUCAAAACAUGAGCUAUAUAAUGGGAAUCCACCACCACAGGCCAAGGGAGGUCAACAUACUCCUUGGAGGGUAGCGGGAGGGGCCAUUCAGCGAGGGAGGGGCCAGGCAGCGAGGGAGGGCCACCAGCACCAGGGCUCAGGAGGGGUGACCACCACCACCUGUUAAGGGAGGGGCCAGAGGGUGCAACUCAC
Strongylocentrotus purpuratus (purple sea urchin) is the source of this 2722-nucleotide messenger RNA. RefSeq names its product transportin-1. Gene Ontology annotation, molecular function: nuclear import signal receptor activity; protein binding. Gene Ontology annotation, biological process: protein import into nucleus. Bases 445 to 2529 code for a protein of 694 amino acids. NCBI's taxonomy places the organism in Eukaryota, Metazoa, Echinodermata, Echinoidea, Camarodonta, Strongylocentrotidae. The record is from RefSeq and is a predicted model, not a curated record. The transcript has 20 exons. Gene Ontology annotation, cellular component: cytoplasm; nucleus.